Manihot esculenta (cassava) is the source of this 1155-nucleotide messenger RNA. RefSeq names its product oxygen-evolving enhancer protein 2, chloroplastic. Gene Ontology annotation, biological process: photosynthesis. Gene Ontology annotation, cellular component: photosystem II; extrinsic component of membrane; photosystem II oxygen evolving complex. Gene Ontology annotation, molecular function: calcium ion binding. Lineage: Eukaryota; Viridiplantae; Streptophyta; Magnoliopsida; Malpighiales; Euphorbiaceae. The transcript is spliced from 4 exons. The record is from RefSeq and is a predicted model, not a curated record. The coding region runs from base 153 to 953 and encodes 266 amino acids.
CAUUCAAUAUCCAAAAUCAGCCAUUUCCCUUCGCAGACCCCAAACAGUACAGAGCGAUUUGCAGUUCAUUUUCCACAUACAUUAUUUUUUGGAUUAUUUCCAUCAUCAUCAUCAUCCAUCUUCAGACAUAUCUGCAACUCAACUGAACAAAAAUGGCGUCCACUGCAUGCUUCUUGCACCACCAUGCACUUUCUACUCCUAAUAGAUUGUCUUCAUUGUCCCAGCAGCGUCAAGUACCUAGCACCACCAAGCCCACCACCCAUUUUGUCUGCCGUGCCACCCACAAGCAGACUCCGAUGGAAGAGGAUGCUGCCGUUGUCUCCAGAAGAUUGGCUUUCACAGUACUCAUCGGUGCUGCUGCCAUUGGCUCCAAGGUUGCUCCUGCAGAUGCUGCCUAUGGUGAAGCUGCCAAUGUGUUCGGCAAGCCUAAAACAAACACAGACUUCUUGCCAUACAAUGGAGAUGGAUUCAAACUGUCAAUUCCAUCAAAAUGGAACCCAAGCAAAGAGAAAGAGUUUCCAGGUCAGGUUCUUAGAUACGAGGACAACUUUGAUUCCAACAGUAAUGUUUCUGUCAUGGUCACCACAACUGAUAAGAAUUCCAUUACUGAUUAUGGUUCCCCCGAGGAAUUUCUUGCCAAGGUGGAUUAUUUACUAGGAAAACAAGCUUACUUUGGCAAAACAGAUUCUGAGGGAGGUUUUGAUCCGAAUGCAGUGGCAACAGCCAACAUAUUGGAGGCUGCAAACUCAACGAUAAAUGGGAAGAACUAUUACUUUUUGUCAGUGUUAACAAGAACAGCUGACGGAGACGAAGGUGGGAAGCAUCAACUGAUCACAGCAGCUGUGAAAGAUGGGAAGCUUUAUAUCUGCAAAGCACAAGCUGGAGAUAAGAGGUGGUUCAAAGGAGCAAGAAGAUUUGUAGAGAGCGCAGCUAGUUCCUUCAGUGUUGCUUAACCAAGAAAUUUGCAUCUAAAACAACUAUUAAUCAUUGUAUGGUGUUUGUCAUUGAGUUGUCUGUCUAGCCCUUGUUAAUUUUUGCGAUGUUUCAGAGCUAGAGAGUUGGGCAUGGAGGGAGAAUAACUGUGGAUAUUGUAAUAUUCCUUCUCUCUUCUUGUUUCCAAGAAAAUACCAUGCUGGGAAAUGAAAAUUUAUUGCA